Molecule: messenger RNA, 3329 nt
Organism: Tarenaya hassleriana
Lineage: Eukaryota; Viridiplantae; Streptophyta; Magnoliopsida; Brassicales; Cleomaceae
Product: chaperone protein ClpB4, mitochondrial
Exons: 10
Coding region: 169-3129 (986 amino acids)
Biological process (GO): cellular response to heat; protein refolding
Cellular component (GO): cytoplasm
Molecular function (GO): ATP hydrolysis activity; ATP binding
Source: RefSeq, a predicted model, not a curated record
UCGAAGGACCUGGCCUACGGCCGAAGCCCCGUUCUACCAUCUUCUUUGCCUCUUCUCCAAGCUUCGUAAAACCCUCUUCCCUCCUGCCUCAUCAUCAUCACCACCGACCACCAUAAUUAACUUCUUUGAAAAACCGUAGCCCACUAAUCCCUCUCCGUUUCAGCUCACAUGGCGUCUAGGAGACUAUCUAAGUCUGCUUUGGCAGCCAUUCAAGCACGCAAAGCUCCCCCGAGUCUCUCUUCCCUCGCCGCUACUUCUCGCGCUAUCUCGGGUUCUUCUCAUAGCUCGGCUUUAUCGCAGCCAUUUCCGGCGAAGGUCUUGAUCCGAUUCUCCAGAAACGGCGUCGCUUUGGCCAGUUCCGCCGCCGUCGCCCGAGGCCUGAUCCCUCCACACCCGUUCCAUUUCUCUUCUACGCGUCGCAUCUCGUCCGCGAGUGCUUCUCAGGCCAAUCAAAAUGAUUACACUGAGAUGGCUUGGGAAGGAAUUGUCAAUGCCCUUGAUGCAGCUCGUGUUUCAAAACAGCAAAUUGUGGAAUCUGAACACUUGAUGAAAGCUCUUCUGGAGCAAAGAGAUGGCUUAGCCAGGCGAAUAUUUGCAAAGGCAGGGAUUGACAAUACCUCUGUCCUGCAGGCUACUGACGACUUCAUAUCUAGACAACCAAAGGUUACUGGUGAUACUAGUGGUCAAAUACUAGGGUCAUCUCUUAGUAAUAUAUUGGAAAAUGCGCGGAAGCAUAAGAAAGAGAUGGGAGAUAGUUUUGUGUCAGUUGAACACCUUCUGUUGGCAUUCUAUUCAGAUAAAAGGUUUGGACAAGAAUUAUUCAAGAAUCUGCAACUUAAUGAGAAAGCUCUAAAGGAUUCUAUUCAAGCUGUCCGUGGAAGUCAAAGAGUAACUGAUCAAAACCCUGAAGGAAAGUAUGACGCACUUGAAAAGUAUGGAAAUGAUUUAACUGAGAUGGCCAGACGCGGAAAACUCGAUCCUGUCAUUGGCAGGGAUGAUGAAAUCCGGCGCUGCAUCCAAAUAUUAUGCAGGAGAACAAAAAACAAUCCUGUAAUUAUCGGUGAACCGGGUGUUGGGAAAACCGCAAUUGCAGAAGGAUUGGCCCAGCGGAUUGUUCGAGGGGAUGUCCCUGAACCUCUCAUGAAUCGAAAGUUGAUAUCUCUUGACAUGGGUUCGCUGCUCGCUGGUGCCAAAUUUCGUGGAGACUUUGAAGAAAGGUUAAAAGCAGUCCUGAAGGAAGUCACUGCUUCAAAUGGACAGAUUAUCUUGUUUAUCGAUGAAAUCCACACUGUUGUUGGUGCAGGGGCUACUGGUGGCGCCAUGGAUGCCAGUAACCUGUUGAAACCAAUGCUUGGACGGGGUGAACUAAGAUGCAUUGGAGCAACUACACUGGAUGAAUACCGGAAAUACAUAGAGAAAGACCCAGCUCUUGAACGUAGGUUUCAGCAAGUGUUUUGUGGUCAGCCAUCUGUUGAGGACACCAUCUCAAUUCUUCGAGGGUUAAGAGAGCGAUACGAAUUACACCAUGGUGUUAAAAUUUCCGACAGUUCCCUUGUUUCAGCAGCUGUUCUGGCAGACCGCUACAUCACCGAACGCUUUUUGCCUGACAAAGCCAUUGAUCUCGUUGAUGAAGCUGCUGCAAAGCUGAAGAUGGAGAUCACUUCUAAACCAAUUGAAUUGGACGAAAUAGACAGAGCUGUACUCAAACUGGAGAUGGAGAAACUCUCUCUCAAAAAUGAUACAGAUAAAGCAUCCAAAGAACGGCUACAUAAGCUUGAGAAUGACCUAACGACCCUCAAACAGAAACAAAAAGAACUUAGUGAGCAGUGGGAGCAAGAAAAGUCUCUCAUGACCAAAAUACGUUCGAUUAAAGAAGAGAUUGAUCGAGUUAACCUGGAGAUUGAAUCAGCUGAACGUGAGUAUGACCUAAAUCGUGCUGCUGAGCUCAAAUACGGAACACUUAUGUCCCUCCAGCGCCAGUUAGAUGAGGCCGAAAAGAAUCUUGCCAACUUCCGAGAGUCUGGAAAGUCGCUGCUGCGAGAAGAGGUCACAGAUCUUGAUAUAGCCGAGAUUGUAAGCAAAUGGACAGGUAUACCCUUAUCGAACCUUCAACAAACAGAAAGAGAAAAGCUGGUAAUGCUGGAGCAAGUGCUCCACCAGAGGGUAAUCGGUCAAGAUACGGCUGUAAAAUCAGUGGCUGACGCAAUCCGACGCUCGAGGGCUGGUCUGUCUGAUCCUAACCGCCCGAUUGCCAGCUUCAUGUUCAUGGGUCCUACGGGUGUUGGUAAAACCGAGCUUGCCAAAGCUUUAGCCGGGUACCUUUUCAACACGGAGAAUGCUCUCGUGAGGAUCGAUAUGAGCGAAUACAUGGAAAAACACGCAGUUUCACGUCUGGUCGGUGCACCUCCUGGCUAUGUGGGUUACGAAGAAGGUGGGCAGCUUACUGAAGUAGUUCGGAGGAGGCCUUACUCCGUGGUUCUCUUCGAUGAGAUCGAGAAAGCCCACCACGAUGUCUUCAACAUUCUGUUACAGUUGUUGGAUGAUGGAAGAAUAACUGAUUCUCAGGGGAGGACAGUGAGUUUCACGAACUGUGUUGUGAUAAUGACCUCGAACAUAGGAUCUCACUACAUACUCGAAACCCUCCGAAACAGUCGAGACAGCAAAGAAGCGGUUUACGAGAUGAUGAAGAGACAAGUGGUUGAGUUGGCAAGACAGACUUUCAGGCCGGAGUUCAUGAACAGAAUCGACGAGUACAUUGUCUUCCAGCCUCUGGAUUCGAAGGAAAUCUCCAAAAUCGUCGAGCUACAGAUGAGAAGGGUGAGUGAGAGGCUGAAACAGAAGAAGAUCAAUCUGCAGUUCACAAAGGAAGCUGUGGAGCUUCUGUCUCAGCUCGGGUUCGACCCGAAUUACGGGGCAAGGCCUGUGAAGAGGGUUAUACAGCAACUGGUUGAGAACGAGAUUGCCGUCGGGGUUCUCAAAGGCGAUUUCGGGGAAGAAGACGUCGUUCUAGUCGAUGUAGCCACCACAGCCGCGGCCACGGCCACGGCCACGGCCACAGACGUUCCUCCUCAGAACAGAUUGGUCAUCAAGAAGCUGGAGAAAGGUUCCAUGGAAGCAUUGGCUGCCUAAUGUCUCUCUUCUUUUUUUGUUGUUCUUUCCUUUUUUUGGUCCCUUAAGGUGAAACUGAAGCCUACUUCGGGCAGAAACUGAGAAAUGUGUAGAUAUCAAAGUUUUUGGUGAUUUCGCAUCCGAUCAAGUCGAGUUUAUUAUUGGUGUUCUGACAUUGGGCGGGAUGGUUAACUAUGGAAAGGAAAAUCUGUAGCCGUGUA